AUGGGUGAAUAUGGCCCCAACGCCCCACCAAAAGAGGGGCCGGGAGACCUCCCGGAAUUCCAAGAGACGCGUUCCCCGGGAGAAAACGGCUCCUUCGGGGGUGCCCCCAAGGGCCCCGCGCCCAAAUCUCCAGGAAUUCCCCGCCGAGGCAGCCGAGCCCGCUGGGCUCCAGGGGGCGGGACUACAGUUCCCGGCGUGCUCGGCGAGGGGAGCGCGCCUGCGCCCGCGCCCGCGCCCGCCUGCUGCCUCGGCUCCGGCUCCGGCUCCGGGCAUCGCCGCCUCCUGCCCCGCCAGCAGCGCCGCCACCGCCGCCUUCUGCUCCGGCUCCGGCUCGCCUUUGUCCGCGGCGGCGCGGCUGGCCGGCCCGAGAUGGCUGCGGGGGCGCCGGGCCAGGUGAUGUUUGAGGACGUGGCCGUCUACUUCUCGCCAGCGGAGUGGGCAAAGCUUGCGGAAUGGCAGAGGGACCUGUAUCGGACUGUGAUGGUGGAGAACUAUGAGGCCAUUGCCUCUCUGGGGUAUCUUUCCAUCAAGCCCGAAGUCAUAUGUAAAAUAGAGCGAGAAGAGGACCCCUGUAUAGAGGAACCCCUGGAACCCCCACGAUGGAGGAGACCCCAGAGCCCCUGGCUGGCAGGAGAUGACAUUAGGUUGGAGGACGAGGAAGAAGACGAUGGGGCAGGCGCCACCCGGCAAAUCCCAGUCCGGCGCAAGAGGAAGAAGAAGAACUACUCGACAGGAAGGGAGAAGCCAGUGACUCGGGCAACAAACACCCUCACCAAGACCGAGACUGGUUCUCUGCCACGGGUGACGCUGAAGAUGAAUCCGCCCAAGUGCCCGGAGUGCGGCAAAAGCUUCCUGAGCAACGUGGCCAUGACCAUCCACAUCCGGACGCACACGGGGGAGCGCCCCUUCAAGUGCCACCUGUGCCCCAAGGGCUUCCCCUCCAGAGGGGACCUGAAGCGCCACAUCAAAACACACCUGCGCAACAAGGAUCCCCCCAGCGCCAGCUCUGUCCCCAAGGGGAAGAAAUGUCUGACUGCCAGGCUUCAACUCCUGCGCCACUUGGGGGCUGCCGCAGGGCCCAAGAAGCCCCACACCUGCCCCCAGUGUGGGAAGAGCUUCAACAAGAAGCAGGACCUGCGGAAGCACCAGGGGACGCACUCGGCCGAGAGGCCCUUCGCCUGCCUGGAGUGCGGGCGCCGCUUCCGGCUCAAGCAGAUCUUGGUGGCCCACACGAAGGUGCACGUCGGGGAGAGGCCCUUUGCCUGCGCUCAGUGUGGGAAGCGCUUCCGGCAGAAGCACCACGUGGAGAGCCACCAGCGCGUGCACACUGGCGAGAAACCCUUUUCGUGCACGACGUGUGGCAAACGUUAUGCCCAGAAGCAGCCGCUCAUUAGCCACCUGCGGGUGCACACGGGCGAGCGGCCCUACUCGUGCGCAGAGUGUGGGAAGUCGUUCAGGAACCAGGCGACGCUGACCAUCCACUACCGCAUGCACACAGGGGAGCGGCCCUAUCGCUGCUUGCUGUGCGGCAAGACCUGCAGUCAGCUGCAGCAUCUCAAGAGCCACCAGAGGGUGCACCGUGGGGAGCAGCACCUCAUCGAGGCUGGGGACAGCAAGGCCCUGGCUCAGAAAAGAGCCCGGGAGAUGGCAGAGAAGCCCUACCCGUGCCCCAAGUGCGAGAAGCGCUUUCGGGAUGAAAAGAUCAUGCAAGUCCACUUUAAAACCCACGAGGACAAGAGGUCUCUGAAAUCUGGAACCUCGCUAGCUGGAAUCGUUCUUGGCCAAAACGCUCCUCCUCCUGUCCAGCCAAAAACAUCCCGGCCGGAGCCCAGAUCCGUUAGUGGAGGAACAGGUGCAAGAAAGAAGGGUUCUGCUGUGAGGCAGAGGUCCUUUGCCUGCUCCGACUGUGGCAGGAAAUUCACACAGGCCAAGUACCUCACCCUGCAUCGGCGAAGCCAUACCUGAGAAGAGUGCCAAACCCUUGGGAACGACCCCCUCGUGCGCUGCCUUUGAGAGGAACCUGCCAAGCCAUCCCUUUUGUUUGGAGCGACUCCGCUGACCGCCUUUUGAGUGAACGAAAGCUUCCUGGGCCACAUGCUGGAAAAGAGGCUUCCGGCGAGGCCUUGUAGAGAGAGAGACAGACAGACAGACAGACGUCUGUCCCAAGAGCAUCUUUUCCCGCUUCUUCUUCUUCUUCUCUCUCUCGCUUUUUCUCCAAGAAUCCAUCUUGAGAAAGAUUCCUGUGUAACUUGAAAGCCUGCGUUCUGUACGCUUUUUGCUGUGUAGGAGGAUAUUAUUUGCUAAUGUUGAUAUUUCUUAUUCUACGGAUUCAAACUCUGCUGAACUCUGGAUCUGUCAGGAUGCUGCUCUGAGAGGGCACCCACUCAGUGCAGCGAUCCUGGCAUUGUCUGUGGCAAAGGCUUCUGGUUCGAUGCCCGGUGGCCCAACCUGCUGUCGUCUCUCGAGCCCGUCAGAGCCCUGCUGUGCCCAAGGAUUUCGUACUGCCAGCAGGAUGUGAGAUGGAGCCUCUGGGGCUCUGGAGCAGAGAUGAUGUAACAAGAGAAACAGGCACAGCUUCGUAAGAGGGAACCGUCGGUAGCUUUUGGGCAUCAUAGCAAAGAACAGGACUGCCAUGCUCAGAGGCAGGGGGCCAGACCCGGAAAGGGCUGUCGACUGCAGGGCUGAUUGCUGCAGAGGGCUCAGUUGGGUGGCUCUUUGGCCUGAUUCAGCAAACUUCGUUCUUCAUAGUUUGGUAGCGUAGAGGCUACUGGACAGCUGCCCUGAGCUGCCCAGGGGGACACACAAGGAGUUGAUCAGCUUUUUCACUGUACUUUGCAGCAGGCCUGUUUGCAUGCCUGUCAGAGAGGAUAGCUUCAGAGGGGUACCCGCAUUGGUCAGCAGUAGAACGGGAAGAAGAGAAGGAGAUUUAACUCUCGAAAGUGUAUACCCUGGAAAAUCUUGCUGUCGAAGAGGAGGGUUUCUUAAUCGGAGCCUCCAGAUCUCUCCCUUCUCAAAGGUAUGAGGAACCACUGCUUGCCCCUAAGGACCAAGCAGGUGCUCGAGGCGUCUUCAUUAUCCAAAGAACAAAACAAAGAACAGACUCCCUGAACAGGAAUCAGUCCAAGUUUGCAAAUGGCCACUGGCCCGUCAUAGCCUCGUGGAGAAGAGAAGGGGACGUUUGUUAGUUGGAAGACAGCAAGAGUUUUUUCCCAUCAGUGAACUAGUAUAACUUUAUGUGAACAUGAUAGUAAUCAAGAAUGAAUUCUUCCUAGAAGCUGAAGUGACUAAACAGGCUUUUUUACUUUGGCCACAUCAUGAGAAGGUAAGGCUCACUGGAAAAAAAAUAAUGCUAGGAAAAGUGGCAGUAGGCAAAGAGGAAGACCCAACAUGAGAUGGCUGGACUCAAUAAAGGAAGCCGCGUCCUUCAGUCUGCAAGAUCUGAGCAAGGCUGUCAAUGAUAGGAUGUUUGGAGGUUCUUAAUUCAUAGGGUCACCAUGUUGGAAGCACCUUGAUGUGUGUGUCUCUCUCUCUCUCUCUCUUUCUCUCUCUCUCACACACACACACACAUAUAGUGACUGUUGUGAACUUUUAUUACAAGGAUCAGUUAGCCAUUCUUGAAUACAAUUGGACUCCCAUUUCACACAAGCAAAGGAGUGACUAAAAUGAUCCCUCUUCCAAAGUGCACUUAAAGGCUGGGGCUGGUUCCAGUUGACAAGAUUCGUAACACACCUCCAGCUGAAUAAUCCAUUUUAAAAUCACAAUUGGCAAUCGAGUUGCAAAAAUUUCUGUGUAAAUGUGCAUCACACACUGUGCUUGCUGGAUUUGACAUUUAACUGUCUCAGCUGGGCAAACAGAGUAAAAGUAAACCGGGCGAAGGCCGCUUUCACACAACAGG
Molecule: messenger RNA, 3895 nt
Organism: Eublepharis macularius
Lineage: Eukaryota; Metazoa; Chordata; Lepidosauria; Squamata; Eublepharidae
Product: zinc finger protein 250-like
Exons: 5
Coding region: 1-1965 (654 amino acids)
Biological process (GO): regulation of DNA-templated transcription
Source: RefSeq, a predicted model, not a curated record